GCGACCGUCCCCACCCACGGCAUCCCACACCGCCAGCACCUCGCCAACCGCAGCCCGGGGCAACACAGCGCGCGUCCACCGGCAAGCAGACGGCAGCCACAGCGCAACCAGCCCGCCAGCGCCAACCUGCCGCGACUGCGCACCGCGCCCGCAUGCGCCGCGCCGACUGACGGCCGCCCUCUCGCACCCGCCCGCCGCAGCAUGCAAGUCGCGCGCUCGACCGUUGCCCAGUCCUUCCCCUCGGGCUCGUCCUCGCAGCCCGCCAUGUAUGCCAACUCGCCGCACGGCGUCAUGGCCGCGCCCUCCUUCAACCGCUCCUUCUCCGACGCCAAUGGCUACCAGCCGCACUCGAUGGACAAGCCCCAGAUCUACACCGCCGUCUACUCAGGAGUGUCGGUGUACGAGAUGGAGGUGAACCGCGUCGCCGUCAUGCGCCGCCGCUCUGACGGCUGGCUGAAUGCGACCCAGAUCCUCAAGGUUGCCGGUGUCGACAAGGGCAAGCGCACAAAGGUGCUCGAGAAAGAGAUAUUGGUCGGCGAGCACGAAAAGGUCCAGGGCGGCUACGGCAAGUACCAGGGCACCUGGAUCAACUACCGCCGAGGGAGGGAGUUCUGCCGGCAGUACGGCGUCGAGGACGUUCUCCGCCCACUGCUGGACUACGACGUCAGUGCAGACGGGAUCCAAGGCCAGGGAAUCGAAACACCAACCAAGGAGCAAGCCAUGGCCGCCAACAGGAAGCGCUUCUACACCCAGAGCAUGGAUGGUCGCGGCGGGGCCCAGAGCGUCGGCGGCACCUUCUUCUCCAACAUCUCCUCCACAGCUACCAGUGCGCUCGCUGCCAUGAACAAAGUGGCCAGACUAAACUCCCCUGCACCCCCACGCCCCGCGAGCUCUUCACAAGGCCGCAGAUCCAUGGGCCGCCCGCCCCAGGCCCCUAUUGGGAGCCAGGACUCGUUCCGCGCAAGCAGCCAGCAGAGCGUCCAGAGCAUGGCAUCUGAACGCAGUUUUGGGGCCCCCAACGGCCACACCGACUCUGCCUAUGGCACCGGCGUAGACGACAUACAGGAGCCGCCCAGAAAGAGGAUGCGCCCGUCGCAGGAAGAGUCCUUCUCGCAGUCGCAGCCUAAUGGCGGCGAAGUGAUGAUGCAAGAUCACGGCUCUCCUACCGAACCAAACGAGUCUUUUUACCAAACAGGCCUGCCCGUAACCACUCCGGAUGGCGACGUGUCUACCGCGCUAACACCAUUGCCGCAUCCCAGCGACAAGAUGUCCGAGGAGAAGCAGGCGAUGCUGACCGAUCUCUUCGCGGACCAGUCGAGAACAGACUUCACCAACCACCCCGCCAUACUCCACCUUUCCGGAACCGAUCUCGACAUGCCCAUCGACAACAGCUCGAAUACUGCGUUGCACUGGGCGGCAACAUUGGCUCGAGUGUCUCUGAUGCGCCUCCUUGUUUCCAAGGGCGCAAACAUGUUUAGAGGAAACGCGGCCGGCCAAACCCCACUGAUGAGCGCUGUCUCAGUCAACAACAGCCUCGAUCACAGCUGCUUCCCAGAGACCUUGGAGAUACUCGCGCCGCUCAUCGAGCUACGUGAUGCCCAGGGACGGACAAUCCUGCACCACAUUGCGGUCACUUGCGCCAUUAAAGGUCGCGCCGCCUCGAGCAAAUACUAUCUGGAAGCACUCCUGGAGUACCUGGUCAGAAGUAACAUUGGCGCCAGUCAGUCUGCGUAUGAAGGCACCGGCAACUACGCGAAACCCAUCGGCCUGAUGCGGUUUAUGCAGGACAUGGUAAACGCCAGGGACAAAGCUGGCAACACGGCAUUGAAUCUUGCGGCAAGGAUCGGAAACCGGAACAUCAUAUCACAGCUGAUGGAGGUCCAAGCCGACCCUACGAUACCGAACCAUAAGGGCACACGGCCCAUUGACUUUGGUGUUGGGAGCGAUGCUGAUGCCGACCUCCACACGACAAUCAGCAGUCCCAGCAAAGGCAAGGCGCCGUUGAGCAAGGUGGAGGAAACGAGUCGGGAGAUACAGCCGCUCAUGAGCGGCAUAUUACAAAGCGCCAGCAUGCAAUUUACCCAAGAAGCUCGCCUAAAGCAAGACAACAUCGACCGCACCAACGAAGCCAUAGCCCAGCUGUCCGCCCUCCAGAAAACAGAACAGCAAAGAUUAGAGGCGAUAAGAGCACGCAUGCGGGCCAGGCAAGACCGCGCAAAGCGCGUAUCAAAUCUAAAGCGAUGGGUCGAUCUCCAGCGCAAGAGCCUCGCUGUAAGCACAGACGCCAACCUCCGAGAAAAGCGCCAAAUUGGAUACGCCGACAUCGAGGGAUCCAACCUUGCCAUCUCCGCGUCGGAUCUUCCUUCCCAGCUCCUCGUCGCAGGCGAUCACCUCAUCCGCAAGGCCUCUGACGGACCCGCGUACCUAAACACGCCAUUACCCGCCGAUGCAGCCUUUCUCACGCAGACGAACACGAAUACGCUGGCAAAUCUGCCUAGCAUACCGACGCUGAGGAGUAAGCUGGAGGUGUAUACCAAGAUUAACAGCAAACUGGCGGAGCGGAGUAAUAUGCUCAAGGAGAAGGACGGACAGCUGGAAGUUAUGUACCGGAAGGUUGUUUCUCUGUGCACGAAAGUGGACGAAGACAAUGUAGAUAGUGUGCUGGACUUGUUAGUGCAGGCGCUGGAUAGCGAUCCGCUCGAGGGCGCAGAUGUGGGGCGGGUAAAGGAGUUCUUGAGGAAGGUCGAGGGCGUAGAGGCGUGAUAGAAGAUGCUCUGCGCUAGGUGUGUUUUUGGUGAUGCCGUUGGCGUAGGUGUUGUGCGAUGUACAUAUGGAAGCAUGUUGAAGAGUGAAACAUUCAAGGACAACUAUGCAAAAGGCUUUCUACCUCGGUU
Messenger RNA from Paraphaeosphaeria sporulosa, 2894 nucleotides. RefSeq names its product apses transcription factor-like protein. The coding region runs from base 202 to 2763 and encodes 853 amino acids. Gene Ontology annotation, cellular component: MBF transcription complex; SBF transcription complex. Lineage: Eukaryota; Fungi; Ascomycota; Dothideomycetes; Pleosporales; Didymosphaeriaceae. Gene Ontology annotation, molecular function: DNA binding; protein binding; transcription coactivator activity. The record is from RefSeq and is a predicted model, not a curated record. The transcript has 3 exons.